Molecule: messenger RNA, 3744 nt
Organism: Hyaloscypha bicolor E
Lineage: Eukaryota; Fungi; Ascomycota; Leotiomycetes; Helotiales; Hyaloscyphaceae
Exons: 3
Coding region: 35-3700 (1221 amino acids)
Source: RefSeq, a predicted model, not a curated record
CAACGUUUGAGCCCCUUCAUCAUCACAUACCCGCAUGGCCGAAGCCGUAAUCGGCCUUGGUGCGUCGAUUGCAGGUCUAGCAACCUUCGCCGCCCAGAUCGUCACAGCGCUUCGGACCUACGCCUCCUCGUACGCACGCGCCGAGCAAAAAACUAACGACCUCUCAAGCGAUCUCGCUCUUAUUAGUUCCAUUUUGACGGAUCUCGGAACUUCGAUAUCGAAGUAUGAACUAAAGUUUCAUAUCACGGCGAAGAAUUUCGUGGAGGUGAAAAAGACAUGCGAGAGAAAUUUCGAGAGGUUGAAUGAGGCGCUAAAGGAGGUAAAGAAAAGGGAUGUGGAGGAGGAGGAAGGAGUGGGAAGGAAGGGGAAGAAGAAGGGAUUGGGAGCUUGGGAGAAAUUGAUGUUUGCAUUAGGUGGGGAAAAGGAGUUUAUGGAGUUUGUCUCAUCAAUUGAGAGUUCAAAGUCGACUCUCCAGCUUCUUCUAGAGUCGUUUAAGUUGUUCAUUUUACUGCGAUUGCACGAGUUGAAUGAGGAGCAAAUGGAAGAUAUUAAGCUCUUGAACCGAAAGGUUCCUGUGCUUGUGAGAGGGAUUCAGAGUGCUGGACUGGCAAGUUUUGAGCCCAGGCAAAGAUUGCUGAACCAACACUCUGCGAAUGAACCUAUCACAGUGAUGCAUGUCAAUACAGUCGAUAAUCCAAGCGAUCGGCUUAAAAGUUUGUCAGUUGGCUCACCACGCCCCUCUGAGAUCUCACGGAGGAGUACUGCACCAGUUCCAACACACCAUAGCGUCUUUGCGGGUCAGCAGAACAGUUCGAAUAUUUUCACCCGGUUUCUGGGCCACGCAGGGGCGCUAUCGAAUGAGGCAACAGAAGCACCAGAAAGCAUGCAGAGCCCUGUGAUUUCAUUCCCCCCCGAAGUCGGUCAAGCUCAACAAAACCACGAAGAGGUGCUCGAUCCACCCUCGGACCCCGAGGUACCAAAUGACCCGCCAAGUAAUGCUGAAUUUUCACCUAGCAUGCUUCAGCCAGUGACAAUAGCCCCAAAAGUUACCACCGACCAACAGGACGAACGUGAAUCGUUUCAUGGAAAGGAAAACACCUGUCAAAGGCUAUCACAAUCACACAUCACUCAGCAUGCACCUAGAUCUUUACAAAGCAUGAUCGCAGCAGGUCAAAAUCAAAGUCUGUUGGCUGCUAAUCUAAAUACCUCUGGGUACCUGGACGGACCCAAGGACGUUAUCGGAGACCAACCUGGAGGCGAUGAUUGCAAAGCAGCUGGAUCAAGCAUACACAGAAGGUCCAUUUCCAGUGCAUCUGAUUGCUUAGGUGAACCUCCACCUCCUCCAGCUACCCGUGAGAUUUUCAUUGGGGACCGCAAGUCUCCCGGCCCUCCCCCAACUCCACAUGCUCGUGGGGUUCCCCCAGGAGAUGGGUCAAGAGGAGGGCCUCCUCCCAUUCUGAACCAUCAGAGCAAUCUGGAACAUGGUAUUCAAACAGAGCACUCUUACAAAGACCAUUCAAGUGAUGUAGGAAAUGUCUCCAAGCCUGUGCAGAGUCGAGGCCCACCGACUUCAACCUCCCGUCUAGUCUCCACAGAGAAUCGGGACCAAGACAGAAGAGAUUCUCGUCAAGUAUCAUCAGACGACGAAAUCUUCUCAUCAGCAUCUCCGAUUUCUGCCAACGAUGGAAACAACAUCGAACUUCGAAAUCUAGGGGCUCCACCAAGACUAAGAGAGUCAUAUUCUUCACAUUCUCCCUCUGUCGAUACGCGCUCUUUCUACGAAGGCUGGCUCCUCGAGCCCGAAACCGGUCUACGAGACGUUCCCGCCCUGACUGUCUUCUGCUGCUCUCGCUCCCCAAUCCACCUCCGAACCGACGAGUCACCUAUGUGGAGCAUCCACCCUUUCUCCCGUGACAGUAAGCUCCUGAAAACACACCUUAUUAAAGACACCCCGAAAUCUACAACUAGAAAUAAACCCCCAAACAACAAAACCAAAGGCUUUGCCACACCCAUCCCAGACGCCAAUAUCAUAGCGGCGCUCUCCCCAGACGCACGGAGAGAAAUAAACGAGUUGUUAAAAGACAGAAAUAAGCAAGCUACGAGAAAAUACGGCUGGAAAUUGGCUGCGAUAGCUAACUAUCCUUACCCAUCCUCAAAAUCAAAACGCUCUCUCCUGCAUCCAGAAACCGCCAAGACAGAACGCUACCUCAUCAUUCUCAAGGGGGGCCCAAAGCUUCCAGCUGGCUCUGAAGCAGCGGUCCAGCCGAUUCUGAUAGGCACCGAAGAGGACCUUCCCGAUCGACACAGCAAUCCUUGGGCCCAGCUCGACGACUUCGAGUUCAGGCAUGGGGCAGCACUAGACUUCCCCGUGAUCCCAGGGGAAGAACACCGAAACAGUGCGCUGCUACAGAUCAGGGAACGGUAUAACGAUUCCCGUGACACCGGUAAGAGGGUCAGAUAUCGUCAGCGUCCGAAGUCGCGAUCUAGAUCGUUUGUUGAUCCAAGAGAUGAUUACGAAUUUAAGAGACCUCGCAGGGAACUAGAGGGAUAUAAUCGUGCUCAUACUCGAGAAGAUUAUGAAUUGGAGCGCUCUAGAGAGAGGCUGGAGGCGGAUAAGCUCCAGGAGGUGCAAUCCCGUGAGGAGUACGAGUUAGAGCAUGCUCGGAAGGAGCUUGAGAAAUAUAAGAUCCACUCUACGGAAGAGGACUAUGAGCUGGAGAAGGCCAAGAAGGAAUUGGUGGCCUACAAGCUUGAGAAGGAACGUGAGGCGGAGGAGAAGCGUAUCAAGAAGGAGACGGAGUUGAGGAAGUUGGCCGAGGCGAAAGGAGAAAGGGAGGAAGAAGCCCGUCCGAAGAUGGAUUCCGAGAGGUACAAGCAGGAGCAAGAUGAGAAGGCAGCGAAGGAGAGGAGAGAGAAGGAGGAAAGAGACAAAGGAUAUCAAUACCGACUCGAGGAUGACCUCCGCAAAUCUGGAAUGGAUAGAAGAAAGAUUGCUGUGGUGCUCAAGAAGGACAAGGGAGUCGAUCUAGGCCGCCCGACUUAUACAAGAAUGUCUCGCAAGUAUGUUUCGAUCGAGACUCUGAAUAGGUAUAGAAUUGAUUAUGAAUGGGACCAGGACCCCGACUAUAUCCUAAUCAAACGAUGGGUUCCAGGAUAUGAACAAGAUUUUCUGUGGGCUCACACUAAGCAGAUCAGAGAGCUGAAAGAGAGGGAGCUGAGGGAAAGGGAGUUAAAGGGGAGAGCACUCAAAGAGAAGGAAGAAGAAGAGUACAGACGAAGACCUGAUAAUGAUCUCCGCCAGAGCGCUGGACCCGUCCCUUCAAGCGCAGCGCAUCUUCGGGCAAGCGGUGGUAAUUGGGAGACUGCACCUGAUUGGCAAGAGCCCAGGGAGUUCCCAAAACGGUCGACGAGAUUUAUGGAAGGUCACUACAACACAUCUCAUUAUAGUAAUCCCGCCUUCCAAUCAGGAGAGUGGAGGUCUGAGACACCUGCCGUGGCGGGAAAGCCACAAACCCAGAUGGACGUGUGUGAUGAAGGUGAGCUGGGUGAAAAGGGAGAUGGAGAAGUAUUAAGUGAUGAGGAAGCAAAGCGGUUGAUGGCGGAGUUCUUGAGGGGGUUUAGUGCCGAUAAGGUGGAUCUUGGGGCUAUGGAGGGAGUUGGAGAGCAGAAGGUGGAUGAGGAGAAUGGGGAGAUAGAAUAGGAUGAAUUAUGUCAAGAGGAGGGAAAUACAUAAAGUAAGGAUGU